This is a messenger RNA of Lindgomyces ingoldianus, 1584 nucleotides long. RefSeq lists its product as uncharacterized. Bases 1 to 1584 code for a protein of 527 amino acids. Gene Ontology annotation, molecular function: hydrolase activity, acting on carbon-nitrogen (but not peptide) bonds. Lineage: Eukaryota; Fungi; Ascomycota; Dothideomycetes; Pleosporales; Lindgomycetaceae. The record is from RefSeq and is a predicted model, not a curated record. The transcript has 12 exons.
AUGCUUGAACAUGGGACGUAUAUGGACGAAGAGUGCAUGAGCUCGAUGAAAGAGAAUGGUGUCGUCCUAAUUCACACCAGGACUGUCAUCCACGAAGUCCUAAAGAACAGAAAUCUUCUCAAAACGAAUCCCAAGAAACCUGCUGAAGCAAGUGACCAGAUUGCCUUGAGCGCUGAUCUCGAUUUCCUACGCCUAACACAGCUAGUGUGUGCGGCUGAUAGCAUAACCCCUUUAACGGCAAUUGAAGCAGCAACAGUGAUUUCUGCGAAAAAGCUAGGACCCCAAACGCUGCUAAGCGGACUGCUCAAGGAAGGAGACGAUGCAGAUAUUAUUGCUGUUGAUGGGAAUCUGCUCGAAGAUGCCGCUUUUUUGAAUAGGCUUGAUAGAAUCACAUAUGUAUUGUGGUUUGUUCCAACAGAUGAGCAUUUUCGCAAGAUCCCAUCGCUACCCCCAACUUGGUCACACCUUUCCAUUAAAACCUACCAUUCCCAUCUACACCGUUUAUUCCGAGUUUCCUCGGAAACCGUGCCGACUAAUCUUCACCUGACAAGAACCGAACAUCAUCAGUGGAUAGCUGCGGAAGCGUACAGCGUGGCCAACACGUACCUACUGAAAUUGCAGGGAACAAGAAGAACAACGUCACCAUUUCAACAUGAUACCGCAAUAACACCACUAUGCAUCAUUUUCCUUCCUUUCUCAACGAAAUGCAACCCAAGCAUCUACCGACUUCCGCCCAAUAUAUCUUUGCCUUCUUUUAUAAUUGUGCCUCUUUCCUAUUGCAAUAUUUCCCUCCCUUAUACCUCACCGCCUCCUCUUAUCCCAUACCAUCUUCUUUGUACCACGAAACAAUAUGGUGUAUACAAUUGUCCUGAAGAUAAAUUGGCAGAGGAGAACCAAGUCUACAGUCGAGACAAGGAGACUAUGGGCUGGCAUGUGAUGCAGCAUGUUGGCGAUCCGAGGAAAUUUACAAUUGUGGAGAGGUAUCUAAAAGAGGGCGUGAGUGAUUAUUUCAGAUUUAGACACGAACGGAGAAUUGAUCUGCUUACACAUGAUGUAGACCCAGAGGUAUCAUCUCGAGGUACCUAUCACACAUCUUCCUCUUUCAAGGGAAUAGAUCCACUCCUGGACAAGCCCAGGGAUCUCCGCCGCUCGAACGAACUAGAUACUGGUGCAAAUGCGGCUGGGGCACACUACCAUGAAGACGCUCGCCAGGAUACAUCAAUUGAUACGAUGUAUGAUGAUGCUAAAUUCAAGCGUUUAUACAGUCUCGUUUUGUGUUUCAACAUGAAAUAUAUCUUGAUCUUAUUUGUGCACUCCCUAUUUUUGGAGGUCCGAACCGCAAACUUCGCCCAUGAACACCACGCCAAGCAUCUCUGCACGCUGGACUCCUUCGCCUUGCAUAACCGUGAUUUGGAAUUCGCAGCUUAUCCCCCACAAAAGAGCUCUGAUUCGCCAAUCCAUAUUAAGACCAUGCCCCGUUCCCCCAGAUCUGCAACUGCCUCUUCAACGUCACACAACGGCAGCUUGAGCUUCCGGACACAAAGAUAUCGCAUUCCACAUAUUGAUGAAAUGAAGAAUUCCUGA